Molecule: messenger RNA, 1227 nt
Organism: Talaromyces marneffei
Lineage: Eukaryota; Fungi; Ascomycota; Eurotiomycetes; Eurotiales; Trichocomaceae
Exons: 1
Coding region: 1-1227 (408 amino acids)
Biological process (GO): regulation of DNA-templated transcription; DNA alkylation repair
Cellular component (GO): nucleus
Source: RefSeq, a predicted model, not a curated record
AUGCAGGCUGCCUCAGUAACGAAUUUGGCUUCCAAUAAUUUGCAGCCAAAAAAGGAGAAACGACCUCCUCUCACACACUUCUUAUGUCUGCCUCUUGUAUCGGAGACUUCACUGCCACUACUAGAGAACUCACUGCUCAAGUUCAAACAUAAUCUACUCCUCGCUCGCAAGGCUGGGGGUGAUCAUCCAUCGGAAUGGCUUCCGUCGCUGUUUCCGGACUCUGCAAUUCGACCCCUUGGUACUGUGCAUUUGACUCUGGGCGUCAUGAGUCUCACGUCAGCCACACGAAUAGAAGAAGCUGCGGAGUUUCUCAAGUCACUAAAUGUGGACAAGAUAUUGCAAGAAGUGCAAUCGGAGCUCGCAAGUCCGGGCACAGACGAGAGUACUAUACAAGGUGUCAACAAUAACCCGAUUUCCGUGUCUUUAGAAGCUUUAGGCGCAUUACCAAAGGCAAAAGCGGCGACUGUACUAUAUGCCAGCCCAGUUGACCCGACAUCGCGAUUGAAUCCAUUCGCAGUCAAGAUACGUCAAGCAUUCGUUACAGCAGGCUUUAUCGAGCAGGACUUUAUGAAACAGAGGCCGAAGAAAACUAAAACCAGAAACCAGGUAUCAAGUAGCGAGAAUAACGCCAGCAAUACUAAUACCAAUACCAAUAAUAAUGGACACAACGGAGCCAUCGUUGCUGCAAAAGCGGCGGAAGAAAGCAUAAUACAACAAAAGCCUAAAUUGAGACCAUUAUUUUUACAUGCCACGCUCGUCAAUACGAUAUACGCUCCUGGUGGACGAAACGCCCAUCACUCUUCCCAUCCCGGGAACAAAGCGAAAAGGGGUCGCAGACAUGCUGGACCUUUGACGUUUGAUGCGCGAGGCCUCCUGGCACGGUACCGUGAUUAUUACAUAGAUGGUACAUGCACGCAGGAAAAACAGCAUCUUCCUGCUGACGACAAUGCAGAACAAAGUAGUCAAGAUGGUGGUUGUGGUGAUGAUGAUGAUUGCGCAUCUCGUUCAUCAGAAGAGGAAGCUCAUCCUUCCAAGGGUGUGGAACAGAUACAGCAAGAACGUGAUACAGACACACCGAAAUACCCAUUUGUAUGGGCGAGCAAUGUUCCGAUUGAGAGGCUGUGUAUCUGUGAGAUGGGUGCUAAGACAUUGACUGAAGAGGAUAACCAUUUAGCGGCGAGAUUGGGACAGGAAUAUCGAAUUGUUACAGAGAGGAAACUGUUCUAG